GAUGCAGAAUAGAAAACUGCGACUCCUGCUUUAGCAGAGACUUUUGUACCAAAUGCAAAACUGGCUUCUACUCGCACAGAGGCCGCUGCUUCCGAGGAUGCCCCCCAGGAUUUGCAGCCUUGGAAGAGCUUAUGGAGUGUGUGGAAGGCUGUGAAGUGGGUCAGUGGAGUGAGUGGGGAACUUGCAGCAGAAAUAACAAAACAUGUGGAUUUAAGUGGGGCCUGGAAACGAGAACAAGACAAAUUGUGAAGAAGCCAGCGAAAGACACGAUACCGUGCCCAACCAUUGCAGAAUCCAGACGGUGUAAAAUGGCCAUGAGGCAUUGUCCAGGAGGUAAGC
Molecule: messenger RNA, 339 nt
Organism: Fulmarus glacialis (Northern fulmar)
Lineage: Eukaryota; Metazoa; Chordata; Aves; Procellariiformes; Procellariidae
Gene: RSPO2
Product: R-spondin 2
Exons: 2
Source: RefSeq, a predicted model, not a curated record